AUGGUUUCUAUUCGCACUCUCGCAACACUCACAGCGCUGGCCCUUGGCGUUACGGCCCAAGACCUUCCUUCAGAUGCUCCUUCGGAAGAGCCAACAGGGCUACUGCCACCGAUCCCCCUCCCUUCGAUUGUUCUCCCUGAGUUACCAACGACCCUGGUGACGCUGGUCCCGGCCCCCUCGGGAAUCCUCACCUGCGCCACCGUGCUCUGCAUCCCCGAUUACGUUUGCAUAGAGACGGAGGGCGGGCCCAGAUGCGUCCCUCAACGAUGUGGCAAAGUCAUCUGCCCGGUCGGAACGAGGUGCUGCAACGCCAGCUGCAACCUCUGCACGGCUCCCGACGUCAUGUGUACUCAGCAAGUCUGCGAAUCCACCACCCUGGAACCCCCCGCCGAGUAA
Colletotrichum destructivum is the source of this 396-nucleotide messenger RNA. RefSeq lists its product as uncharacterized. Bases 1 to 396 code for a protein of 131 amino acids. NCBI's taxonomy places the organism in Eukaryota, Fungi, Ascomycota, Sordariomycetes, Glomerellales, Glomerellaceae. The record is from RefSeq and is a predicted model, not a curated record. The transcript has a single exon.